AUGCCUCCUCCAAUUUCUGCAGAUUAUCGACCGAAUCAUAUUCCCAUUCCCAAGUUUAGUGCUGACCAAAUUACAUCCAAUUUUAAUACUCCCCAGAAGCCUGAGCAAAUGGGAAGGGACAUUUUUGAUAUUAAUGAGCCUUUCCCUAUUCGCAGCACAGAUGCAGAAAAAACAUUACGCGAAAAAAUCAAUUAUCAUACUUGGGACGAAACAACCAAGAAGGUCGUUCACAGUAUUGUAUCCAUAAAAGGAUCUGCUUUGCGUUCCUUUGACACGGAAAGCGCUGGUGGUUUUUGUGCUACCGGAUUUGUUGUAAAUAAAAAACUCGGUUUAAUUCUCUCGAAUCGUCACGUUGUUUCUCCUGGUCCUAUCACUGCCCGUGCUUCCUUUAUUAACUAUGAAGAAAUUGACAUAUAUCCUCUUUACCGAGAUCCUGUCCAUGACUUUGGAUUCUUUCGCUAUGACCCUGCUUCCAUCCGCUUUCAUGUGGCCGAUGAAAUUCCCUUAGCUCCUGACCUUGCAAAAGUUGGUUUAGAUAUCCGCAUCAUUGGUAAUGAUGCAGGUGAAAAGUUAUCUAUUUUAAGUUCGACAUUAGCACGCUUGGACCGACCAGCUCCUAACUACGGAAUUGAUAACUAUAACGAUUUCAAUACAUUUUAUUACCAAGCUGCUAGUGGAACUAGUGGUGGAAGUUCAGGGAGUCCUGUCCUCGACAUAUCCGGCGCUGCGGUUGCUCUAAAUUCAGGUGGAUCCAAUAGUAGUGCAUCCUCCUUUUAUCUUCCAUUGAACCGUAUUGUUCGUGCCUUACGUUGCUUAGAAAAUGACCGUCCUAUUACCCGUGGUACUUUGCUAACUGAAUUUAUCCAUUGGUCCUACGACGAAUUAUCACGUAUUGGCCUCCCUAGUGAAUUCGAAAAUAACUGUCGUACUCGCAUUCCUGAAAGUAAUGGAUUGCUGGUAGUUUCAAAAGUCUUACGAGGUAGCGAAGCAGCUCGUGCUUUAGAACCCGGAGACGUUCUGAUUGCAUAUGAAGCGGAUGGCCAAGAUGCCGCCUAUAUCAUAGACUUCGUCUCUUUUUUUGAAAUUGUAGAUGAAAAAGUCGGAGAGCCUACUCGCUGGCGGAUUUAUCGCCCCAAGGUUGGUUACCUGGUAGUGGAAUUGCAUGUUCAAGAUUUGCAUAGUGUCACUCCUUCACGUUUCUUGGAAAUCGGAGGCGCCAUUCUCCAUGAUCUCUCAUAUCAACUCGCGCGUUCCUACCAAUUUCCUCUAAAUUCCGGAACAUAUGUAGCUGCUUCAGGAAUGCUAAAUUGGUCGUCAGGAAGCCGGGACUUUUUGGUAACGAAACUUGCAAAUAAACCGACCCCUAAUUUGGACGCGUUUAUACAGGUGGUCUUAAAUCUGCCAGAUAAUGCGCGUGUUCCUAUGCAUUUCAGAGUUCUAGGGAAAUACGAAGAAGAGUUUACAAUUAUUACAAUUGACAGACAUUUCUUCAUGUCUAGUAUUUUCCAAAGAAAUGACAAAGAAGGGACUUGGGAUCGUGAGGGUUUACCAGCUCCUUUAAUUGCCAAGUCGCGGAGGCCAAGUAUCAUUCCAAGACCAGCUGAAGGUGCUAAAAGUUUGGAGGCUAUUCAGAACUCUUUGGUUUUAAUCCAUUGUCGCAUGCCUCUAAGUAUCAAUGGUUUUAAUUCAUCUAAAGCCUACAGUGGCACAGGUGUCAUUGUAUCUGUUGUUCCUCCUCUAAUUGUUGUUGAUCGUACUGUUAUUCCUGUUGAGAUUUGCGACAUUCGAUUGACCUUCCAAUCAUCUAGUGCUAUGGGUCGUAUUGUGUAUCUUGAUGAUAGAAUCGCAUUAUUGUCGUGCGAUUAUUUACCAAGCAACAUAGUACAACUCGAAUUCGCCGCCGAUUUUAUGCGUACGGGUGAUGAAUGCACUUUAGCAGCUCUUGAUGAAGAUUUACAAUUGCUCACAAAGAACACAACUGUGCGAAGUGUUUCUGUAGUUGAGACGGAAAGGUCUUCUCCUCCCAAGUUCCGUUAUGUGAAUUGUGAGGUUAUGUCUUUGAUGGAAUCUUCGGCCUCAACGGGUGGUUUAAUUUUCCGUGACCGAGAAGAUAAACGUGAAAUUGUGGCUUUAUGGAUCUCCGUAAUCCAUCAAGAAGUUAGCGGAAAAGAGUAUACGAAUAAAUUUGGGCUUUCAAUGGCUUAUGUGCUUCCUGUGCUUGAGCGUCUACGACUGCCUCCCUCUCUUCGACCUCAGCCGGUGGUCAAAACCGCCGGAGUAGAAUUUUCCCACAUUAGUUUGGCUGGUGCAACUACAUUAGGAAUGUCUCAAAACCGCUCAUCUGAGUUUUACGUAAAAUCGAAAGAGAACGGUACGAUACCUCGCCCUCUAUACGUCGUUUCUCAUCUGAAGCCUCUCCCAGAAGAUUCCUCUUUAAGAGUCGGAGAUGUUUUAAUAAGCGUAAAUGGAAAAAUGAUAACUAGAGUUUCAGAUCUUCAUGAAUUCGAAGAGUCUUCAGAACUAGACGCAGUUAUACUUCGUGAUGGAAAGGAAGUAAACUUUAAGUUUCCUUUAUAUACGGAUACUCCUACGUUUAGUUCCGAGGUUGUCUCUUGGAAUGGAGCCGUCGUGCAUUCUACACACAGAAGUGUUUACGAACAAGUGGAGCCUGGUGUUGAACUCCCGGGUCCCGAUGGAGUCUAUGUCGGAAGUAUUCUGUAUGGAUCACCAGCACUGAAUAUGCUUCGAGCCGCACAUUGGAUUGUAGCUAUUGAUGGCAAGCCAAUAAACAACUUUUCCGACUUUAAAAGGAUUGUCAGUGAAAUCCCUUCGGAGCCUUACAUCCAAGUUAAACAAAUGAAUCGUCGAGGCGCAACACUAUUAGCUAGUAUCCGCCCUGAUACCCGUUUUUGGCCCACGUAUAUAAUUGAACGAAAUUCAGACGGUGACUGGACCACGAAUUUUCUAAACGAUAAAACUGUAUCAUAA
Messenger RNA from Schizosaccharomyces osmophilus, 2988 nucleotides. RefSeq names its product serine protease (gene htr11). Lineage: Eukaryota; Fungi; Ascomycota; Schizosaccharomycetes; Schizosaccharomycetales; Schizosaccharomycetaceae. Gene Ontology annotation, molecular function: protein binding. The record is from RefSeq and is a predicted model, not a curated record. The transcript has a single exon. The coding region runs from base 1 to 2988 and encodes 995 amino acids.